CCGGGGUGUUGUUCAAUUCUUUCGCAAGACAACCGGAAUCAUUGGCUCAUCUCUUGAUUGUAUCGAGCUAUAUGUGCGGCCAGGUGAGUAAUGUAAGGCUGGGGUUUACGGCCAAAACUUGCCGCCUGAUGCUGCGCCCACCUAUAGCAGGCCACAGGAACAUGCAUCCUUCAAGCGGCAGGCGCGAAGAGCGUGAAAUGCCGCUCUGAUUCAAACUCCGUGAACUUUCACCAAACUCAUCUCAUCUACUUGCAGAAUUAUCUUCACUCAGUGGAUAUGGCAGAACUUGGUAUCGCUAGUGGGGUCGCUGGCCUUCUGAGUCUCGUGCUCGACGUGAUACAGGUCACAGGCAAAUACAUACAGGCAGUUUCGACCUCCAAUCGUAGCGUGCUUGAUGUGCUUGAUACCUUGACUUCGCUGCAAGCCAUCUUCAUCCGGUUCAAAAAGCAUGUCGACAAUACCUAUCUCAGCAGUGUCAUCUCUACAGGGCCUCCGAUCAUAUCGUCUUCGACCAUGAUCGCAUGCGAAGACCGUCUCAAGAGGUUGAAAACAUUGCUGGAGAGCUACCUGAACGAUGAGGGCCGUCUGAAGAAGAGGCACGCUCUGGCUUGGCCUCUUCGAACCGACCAAACGAAGGAUUUACUCGUCAGCUUGGAGCGUCAUCGCGACAACUUCCAUGCAGCGCUCUCGGCAGACGCUCUUGACCUCUCCUUAGCUACUCACGCAAAGCUGUCGGAGCUAGAGUCGGAUGAACACCUUCGCAGUGUCGUUGAUUGGCUAUGCCCGCAAGGCAUAACGGUGUCACCCCAGUUGGAGUCAGAGGUCGACACAACUCAUGGCUUCUGUAAGAAGCCUAGUCUCUUGAACUGGAUGGCUAGCCCUGGCAAGAUUCUUUGGUGCUAUGGAAAUACAGGAUGUGGGAAAACUGUUCUCAUGUCGCUGCUUUAUCGCGACUGGAACCAGAUCUUUACGUCGAAGAGAUACCACACUUUCGCCUAUUUUCAUCACUAUCAGGAAGCGAAGCAACAGUCAGCGGAUGCACUUGUGAGGAACUUGCUUGCGCAGAUCAUCAGAGAACGAAGCGAUGUGCCUAUGGAGAUCGACAAACUGUACACCGACGCAAAGUCAGGGAUUCAAGCGCCUUCGAAAACUCGUCUGCGAGAUACACUCAGCCAGUCACUCAAGACAAUCCCUAACGUUGUCAUCCUCAUCGACGCUUUUGACGAAUGCCAAUUCAGAGCUGAUAACCUAUCGGUGCUGCGAUCAUUGGCAGCCUGCGGAGCUUCAAUACUGGUCACAAGUCGAAAGACACCCGAUAUCGAGAGCUUGUUCUCUAAAGACCAGCAACUCGAGAUCAGGCCAGAUGAUUCCGAUAUAGUCAAGAUGGUCGACAGUAAACUGACCGAGAUCGAGGAUGAUUUGGAGCUUGAUCAAGCCUUCAAAGACGAUGUGAUUGGUAACAUCGCCGACCGAUGUGGUGGCAUUUUCCUACUUGCCAGAUUGAUAGUGAACGACCUUCUCAGGACUAGUAGCCGGAAAGAACUUCGCAAGGCACUCGUAGGACUACCAAAGACAUUACCAGAGAUGUACCGGAAGACGAUGGAUCAGAUCAAGCGCUCCAGACAUGCUGACUUGGCGAUGAGAGUCGUUCAAUGGGUCAUACUUGCCGCCCGCCCGCUGCGGAUUCAGGAACUUCGCCAUGGCCUCGCGGUAGAAUUCAGGACGUCAGAACUCGACGAAGACAAUCUGACAAGCAAGAAGACAAUCAUAUCUGCUUGCCUGGGGCUGCUUACGAUGGACACCGACGGCUUUGUUCGAUGUGUACAUGCGUCGGCUUUCGAAUUCUUAGCCGAACAAGAUCUUGAGACUACCAAAGCUGGACAUUCUGAUAUCGCUGGAGCUUGUUUGACGUACUUGUCUUACAAAGUCUUCGAUGAGCCCUGUCAGCGCAGCGAGGAACUUGAAGAUCGAGUUGCAACCAACCACUUUGCCUGUUACGCGGCACAAAAUCUGGGUUUCCAUUGUCGACAUAUCGAGACCGAGUUCACGCAACAAUUAUCAAGUCUUCUCAACAAUGAGAGUUUGCGUAGAAGCAGCACCCAGCUUUGUUACCAUCGAGAGAUCAAAGACAAAGUCCUUCGCCAAGAAGCCUUUUCCAUGCUUCCAAAGGGUCAAACAGCCCUACAGGUAGCUUGCAGGCUAGGCCUUAUUCUGAAAAGCGAGCAAAUGAUACAAUCUGGUUGUGAUAUAUCUGCAUCUGAUGCUCAGGGUUGGACAGCACUCACCACUGCCUCUUCAUACGGUCACCUUCACAUCGUUCGAUUGCUUGUGAUGGCCGGCGCAGAUGUCAAUAGCCAAGAUAUACACGGAUGGAGCCCCCUAAUCUGGAGUGUACUCAAGAACAAUGUUGAUAUUGCUCGAGAACUUCUGACGGCAGUCGCAUCUAUCAACUUGUCUGACGAGAACGGAUGGACAGCUAUGCACUGGGCAGCCAGUAUUGGAAACUUGGAAAUGAUCGACCUCCUCUCACCCGCUUGGGACCGGCUGUAUGAGUCCAGGAGCACCGAAGACUAUGGAAAAGCGAAGUCAAAGAUACCAGACGAGCGUCUAGAGCCUCUUUUGAUCGCUGCCGACUAUCGAAACGACUCCGCCCUUGACAAGAUGAUCGACGUUCAUUCCAACUCGUUUCGAGCCAUUGAAGUAGAUCGGCCUCUCGAUACAAGUGGGCUCUUUCGUUUUUUGAACAAGGAAGAAUACAUCGCUCGAAGAUAUAACCUGGGACGCCCUAACUUGCCUUCUUUGGUGUUUCCGGAACGCUUUUCGGUGAAGCUUUUCGACUCCGCUAUCAGAUCCAAUCACCUAAGCAUGGUAAAACUUCUGGUCGAGCGAGGCAUGAAAGAUGAAAUGUAUCGUGAGGUGAAUGGAAGAAAGCCUUUACACACUGCUGUCUUUUGCAACACUCCUGAGAUACCUCAAUACCUCAUCGAUCAUCAUUUUGACCUCUACGCAAAAGACGCAAAGGGUUACACCGCCUUGGAUAUUGGACUAAGAAACGGCACGCUUGAAAUGAUUGAGUAUCUACUGAGUCUACCCGCGGCAAAAUCUGUCAUACAGGGUAGCCGAGGGAGCACUCUUCAUCUGAUCUGGAGCAAUCAGCGUCUUCUCCUCAAUCACGGUAUCGAAUCACCUCAAAGCAGCCAUCAAGCGUCUCACAUGCAAGCCUGGGGCGUACGACGGGCCUGGACCGCAGAAGCACACGCACGAAUAUCAAAAGCUCAAGUGGCCACCGCGAAACAAUUACUAGCACACGGCGCCAAUGUCAACGCUCCAAACGAAUUUGGCGAAACACCCAUUUUCCACGCACUCAAAAGCGGCAGCCAAGCCGUCGAGCUUCUCCUGACACAUAAAGCAAAAACCGACAUCCUGGACAACGAUGGUAAUUCUCUACUCCACCACUGUAUCGAUCGCGACCGCUUGAACACACAACUACGAGAGCGAGACGGCACAUAUAUAGUUAACCACGAGCAAGACCCACAACUGGUCGAAUUGCUCGUCAAAUAUGGAGCGAGUACGGACAUCGUCAACAAAUAUGACGAAACACCAUUACACUUACUCGUUACGCAAGAGGCGACAGAGAAGCAACUUGCCACCCUACGAUUUUUGCUCGAGAGAUGCAAAUCUGGUACUGUUAAUGCGCUUAGCGACAGGCGGCCGAGCAAUGAGGAGUUUCAUAAUGUGAAAUAUCGAUCGAGGACUGGGGAUUAUAUUGAUGGGUGUAAGGAUGUGCUUAAGAGAAGUCCGAUGGAUCUGGCGUUGUUGGUGGGUAGUGCUGAGGUGGUGGAGGAGUUGAAGAAGUAUGGUGCUGUGGCGUACUCGGUGAAGGAACCAGAGGUCGAGCCUGAGCCCGCAUUGGCACAGGGUAAUUGAAGACGCCUUCCCUGUAGAGCGCUCAGGUAGAUAGCCGAUUGUCAAAGGCCAAAAUGGUGAUCGUAACGUCCGUCGGGG
This is a messenger RNA of Aureobasidium pullulans EXF-150, 4005 nucleotides long. Its product is annotated as ankyrin. Lineage: Eukaryota; Fungi; Ascomycota; Dothideomycetes; Dothideales; Saccotheciaceae. The record is from RefSeq and is a predicted model, not a curated record. Bases 277 to 3927 code for a protein of 1216 amino acids. The transcript is spliced from 2 exons. Gene Ontology annotation, molecular function: protein binding.